Oppia nitens is the source of this 1137-nucleotide messenger RNA. Its product is annotated as pyrroline-5-carboxylate reductase 1, mitochondrial-like. The transcript is spliced from 8 exons. The record is from RefSeq and is a predicted model, not a curated record. Bases 205 to 1026 code for a protein of 273 amino acids. Gene Ontology annotation, molecular function: pyrroline-5-carboxylate reductase activity. Gene Ontology annotation, biological process: L-proline biosynthetic process. NCBI's taxonomy places the organism in Eukaryota, Metazoa, Arthropoda, Arachnida, Sarcoptiformes, Oppiidae.
UACAGCAAAUUUUUGUUUAGUAUCUCAAUCUCGCUAUUGGUUUUUGACAUAAACUUGUAUAUCAAGUGUAGGAUUUCGAUAGCAUAGGUGUCCGGUUUGAAAAAAUAAAACUAUAUUAUUGGGUCACAAAUUCAUAUACAGCAUAGUUGGUCCACUAAUACUACAUCUGGUCAUCACUUACUAUACAUUUAAGCAGAAGCAUCAAUGAUAGGAUUCAUUGGCGCCGGAAAGAUAGCCCAGUCUCUGAUGAAGGGAUUGGUAACAGCGGGCAUUUCUAGAGCUGAUAGGAUAUUGGCCAGUGCUCCCAAAGCUGACUUCAAGUGCCAUCAGGACACUCAGUCGUUGGGCUGCAGAACCACUUACGACAAUAAAGAUGUGGUAAACAAUUCAGAAAUAGUUAUACUGGCAGUUAAGCCGCCUGUGAUACCGGCGCUACUUCAAGAGAUUCAUUCAAAUGUUUCGUCUAAUCAUUUAUUAAUAUCAAUAGCAUUGGGAAUACAGAUAGAAACCUAUGAAACGGCAUUACCCGCCAAUAGUCGAGUUGUUAGAGUAAUGUCAAACACACCGGUUCUCAUUAGAGAAGGGGCGUCAGUCUUCUCGUGCGGAACUAAAGCUACCAAAGCUGACGCACAGACAGUCAGAAAGUUGUUUACAAGUGUCGGUAUGUGUGAAGAGAUACCUGAAUCGCUUAUUGAUGCGGUUACUGCACUGAGUGGUUCGGGACCAGCUUAUUUGUACACUUGUAUGGAAGCACUGGCCGAUGCCGGUGUCCUCCAAGGAAUACCCAGAGAUCUAUCGCUAAAACUAGUGGCGCAAACACUAAUUGGAGCCGCCCGUAUGGUUCUCGAGACAGAUAAACAUCCGGCAGCUCUUAGGGAUGACGUGUGUUCACCGGCCGGCUGUACCAUUCAGGCUAUGUAUCACUUGGAAAAACACGGUUUACGGCCACUGCUGAUGGAGGCCGUGGCCAAAGCUACCGAUGUUUGCAAAUAUAAUACUAAAACUAAUGGUUAUAGUGUUGCUUAGUGGGGGGAAAAACAACACACAAUCAAUCGAUCAAUAAUUAUAACAACAAAAAACAACAUUUUGAUUGUUACCGGUAAUGGUUUAACAAAAAAAAAAUCAUAUUUAAAAUAU